CCUUCGCACCCGCAGCCGGCGCUCCACUCCCAGUCCGUCCCGGAGCAACGCCGAUGCCUCGCACCCGCAUCCUCAUCCGCAUCGGCCGCCGCCGCCGCCGCUCCUCCUCCUCCUCCUCCUAGCCGAUGUCGGGCCUCCGUCUCCGCCCCCGCCGCUCGUCAUCUUCUACCUUUCCGAUGCCCCGCUCCCGCCUCCGUCACUACGCCUCCGCCAUGCCGAUGUCCAGCCUCCGUCCCCUCCACCGCAGCUCCUCCUCCACCACGUCGCCUGCACGCGCCUGGUCCCCCCAUGCCGCCUUCGCCGCGGCCACGGAGCGUGUCCGCGCCGGGGCGCUCAGGCCGGAAGACGCACACACCCUGUUCGACGAAUUGCUUCGGCAGGCCACACCGGUCCCCGAGCGAUCCCUCAACGGCUUCCUUGCCGCCCUCGCCCGUGCGCCCGCCUCCGGAAACUGCAUCAGAGAUGGCCCCGCCCUCGCAGUGGUUCUCUUCAACCGUGUGUGCAGAGAGGAAGCCGGCCCGCAGGUGGCGGCGCUCACAGGCUGCACCUACAGCAUCCUCAUGGACUGCUACUGCCGCGCCCGUCGCCCGGACCUAGGGCUUGCCUUAUUUGGCCGCUUCCUCAGGGAAGGCCUGAAGACACACCAGAUCGUCGCCAACACCUUCCUCAAGUGCCUCUGCUAUGCGGAAUUGACGGAUGAGGCAGUGGACGUGCUGCUUCAUAGGAUGUCCGAGCUCGGGUGUGUGCCUGAUGCCAUCUCAUACAACACUGUCCUGAAGAGCUUAUGCGACAAUGGCAUGAGCCAGCGGGGGCUCGAACUGCUCCAGAUGAUUGCAAAAGAAGUAGGUGUCUGCUCUCUCAAUCUGGUGGCAUAUAACACGGUCAUCUACGGCUUCUUUAAGGAAGGUGAAACAGGCAAGGCAUGCAAUCUAUUCCAUGAAAUGAUGCAGCAAGGUGUUGAGCCCGAUGUGGUGACUUACAACUUGAUCAUUGAUGCUUUGUGCAAGGCCAGAGCAAUGGACAAGGCAGAAGUAGUCCUUCAGCAGAUGAUCAGUAAAGGUGCUCAACCUGAUACAGUGACAUAUAAUUGCAUGAUCAAUGGAUAUGCCACAUCUGGGCGGUUGAAAAAGUCUGCUAAAAUGUUCAGAGAAAUGAAAAGCCGGGGUCUUAUGCCAGAUAUUGUUACUUGCAACUCCUUCCUGUCCUCCCUUUGCAAGCAUGGAAGAAGCAAAGAAGCUAGAGAAAUAUUUGAUUCCAUGACCGCCAAGGGCCACAAACCGGAUAUCGUCUCAUACCGUAUUUUGCUUCAUGGGUAUGCCAGUGAAGGAUGCUUUGCUGAUAUGAUUGAUCUCUUUAAUUCAAUGAAAAGCAAUGGUAUUGCAGCUGACUGCCGUGUUUUCACCAUAUUAAUUGGUGCCUAUGCUAAACACGGAAUGAUGGAUGAUGCAAUGCUCAUAUUUACGGAAAUGCAGCAACAAGGUCUGAGUCCAAAUGUAGUGACAUAUUCAACUGUAAUAUCAGCACUUUCUAGAAUGGGUAGGUUGGCCAAUGCUAUGGAGAAAUUUAAUCAGAUGAUUUCCAUGGGGGUUCAACCGAACAAAGCUGUUUAUCACACCCUAAUUCAGGGCUCUUGUAUGCAUGGUGAUUUGAUUAAAGCCAAGGAGCUGGUUUCUGAAAUGAUGAACAAAGCGGAUAAAUAUACGAGCUCAUGCUGGACUCUCCUACACUCUAUGCUGCUGUCAGUUGCACUGGUGGGAGCUCGUCACAUACAGGUAAAGGUAUGGCCAAGAAUUCACCGGUGUGAGCUUUCGCUUCAGGGUGUAGGACACUAACACUACCUCAGUUCUGGUGCCCUCUGUUCUCCGUACUGCCCUGCAACAGUAAACUUUCCAAGAAUCCAUGCUGCAACCUUUACCUUCUCUGUUCAUUUCUUGGUCCUCAACUGCAUCAAUGCGCCACAGUUACUUCUCUGCUUCAGGUACAACCCCGGAUGCACACACUUACACGGUGAGGACAGCAUUGAGUUCCUCCACCAUACACAUCCUUCUUGCUCCCCUUCCUCUUGUUCAGAUCUCAGCUUCUUUCUACCUAGCGUUGUUCGAAAAUAGUUGAAGGCGAACCGUUCUUAUGUUUUGCUCAAUCUUGGUUCUUGGUUGAAUAGCAUCACUUGGAUGUCAACUGAGUUUGCAAGGAAUUGGGUGGAUUAAAAGGAUCUGAAACAGGCUUCAUUCUUGUAUGUUACUGAAACUUUGGCUACAUAGAAACCUCGGUUCAGUUGCAUACCUAGCUUAGCAUUCAGCCAAAUUCAUGUUUGUAUGCAACAAGUGCAAGUUUGGAUUUAACAAUUUGGUAGCAGAAGUUUAUGUCUACUCGAACGCAUCAUUCAUUUGUCAUUUAGUUCCGCCCAUGGUUAUGAAAGAAACAUUUCUAUGCUGUUGUCACCGAUAUGUUCAGUGAUGCCUAUUGCACUAAGCAGCUAAAAGAACUUCAAGUGUCAUCAGCGAAUGCAUGAAGGUUCAUUUUUCACUGAGGUUCCUGUGGAGUGCAUGCCUUUUCACCUUUUCAGGAGAGUCCCGGGUCUGCUCACCUUUUCAGGAGAGUCCCGGGUCUGCUCCUCCCAUAGCAGUCACGGCGUCUUCUGUCCGGCGAGGGUGGAUAGGCUGGCGUGUUGGCUGAGCGGGGCCUCCUGUUGGCACCUGUUGUUACGCUCGGCAUGUCAUUGACGAGAGUGGGCUUGGCGCAGUGAGUAUCGAUGUUUGGAAGUGGGCUUAGCCCUUGUUGUAUCGAUUUUUGUCCGGUUUUCCGUAAUUAACUGGGCAUCAAUCUUCUUAAUUAAUGGAACGGGUAAAGCUUUUGCCCACAUUUCAAAAAAUAUAUAUUUGUCACUGAGAAUUAAAUGCCACAUUGAGGACUGCAAGUGCUCAUUUUUAAAGGCGUGAUUUGCAAUCUCACAUGUCUGACUCUUUUUCAUGGAUUUGUUUCUGUCUGCAAUAAAUUGCAAAACUGCUCCGUUUUUCAUUCUCAAAAUUUUGAAUUUCAGGAAUCCAAUUUGGACAAGCAUAUUAAGGCAGUUCAGGAGCGGAUAGACCCUUCACAUGUGGAUUCUAUGUUUUCAUACAAGCAUAGCAUGUAAGGGGCAAUCAUGAUAAAUGGACCUAGCGAUCACGUGCAUGUUGAGGUCGAUUUCGUGGAUGCUGAUGAGCAAUUACGACCUCGUCCAGGCAGGCACAAGAGGGUGCCCAUUUCCGUCGAGACUUUGAUGCGAAAGAGGGUAACCUGCUCCUGUUUACGAUGAUGGAACCGAGUAUCUGAGAUGGCUUCUUUCAGGUUGAUUCUGGAAGGAAUUGGAACGAUGCUACAUUUUUUGGUUGAUCAAGCAGGCUGCUGUACUUUGAGAUAUCCGCAAUGUUAUUAUGCAUGUAUGUACAUCUCAAGGAAAUAGAUAGGCAAGAGCAGCAUGUAACCGUGUCACAGUAUAAGAUACAAUUGUCUAGAUAGUAUGAGAUGUGAAUCAGCGAAGAUGCUAUUUCCGCUCAAGUAACGAGGAACCCCCGA
This is a messenger RNA of Triticum dicoccoides, 3555 nucleotides long. Its product is annotated as protein Rf1, mitochondrial-like. The transcript is spliced from 5 exons. The record is from RefSeq and is a predicted model, not a curated record. The coding region runs from base 126 to 1832 and encodes 568 amino acids. Gene Ontology annotation, molecular function: protein binding. Lineage: Eukaryota; Viridiplantae; Streptophyta; Magnoliopsida; Poales; Poaceae.